AUCUCUUUCAUUUUGAAGAAAGUUAAUUACCUCGAGUGAAUCAGUUGCUAUCUCCAAGUGUUGAACCUAUAAUUUUUCAGUUAGAAGAAAUCCAUAUAAUAGAGAUGAUAGUUUAUCAUUUGUUGACGAGUUUACAUUAAUUUUUGCACUAUAACCAGCUAUCCAAUUUCCAUCGGUGUCACGCAAAAUGCCCCUUGCUCCCCCUAUUUUUGUGUUGUGGUUAAAAGACCCAUCUAUAUUUGUGAAAGAAUGUUGUAAAUAUUCUAUUACCUUAUAUAGUUAACAGUAUCAUAAGAGAAAUCUGUAAGAAUCAUAGGAGAGAUCUGUAGGAUAUUUUCUUACCUUUGGUAUAUCUUCUUGCUAGUAUAUAAAUACAUGUAAUGCUGAUAUCUAUGAAAUAAGAAGUUCUGUUGAAUUUCAUGGUAUCAGAGCCACUAGGGCUCAAGAUUUUGAUUUAGAAAAUUUGGAACUUUUCCUAGCAUCUUAGGAAAAGGUUUCGACUUCUUGGAAUUGGCAGAUUACGUCUGCGCUUGCUGCCCCAGCAUCGACUUCUAGGUUUGUAUUUUUCCCUUUGCUUCUGUGACUGCUUUGGUCAGUUCUAGUGUUGAUCUAUUGCUCUUAUCAACCAGUUUGGUGGCAGAUUUUUGAUCAUUUGUUCUUCUUGAUCAAUUUCUUGGCUAAACAUUAGUUUAAAUGGCUAAAGAUAAAUCUGCCAUGACUGAAAUUGUUCCAGCAUUAUCCAAAAUUACAGAUUCUAAAUUAAAUGGGUUUAAUUAUUUAGAUUGGAGUAGAAAAAUCAGGAUCUACUUGCGUAGUGUUGAAAAGGAUGAUCAUCAUAUACAAGAUCCUCCAACCGAUGAUGGUAAAAAGGCUUGGCUUAGAGAUGAUGCUAGACUAAUCUUGCAAAUCAUAAACUCUAUUGAUAAUGAAGUUGUUGGUUUGGUUAAUCAUUGUGAGUUUGUUAAAGAAUUAAUGGAUUAUUUGGAGUAUUUGUACUCUGGCAAAGGUAAUUUAUCUCGGAUUUAUGAAGUUUCUAAGGCUUUCUAUCGUUCUGAGAAGGAAGCUAAGUCACUCACUACAUACUUCAUGGAGUUCAAGAAAACCUACAAGGAACUGAAUGUACUUCUACCAUUCAGUAUUGAUAGCAAGGUACAACAAGCUCAGAGGGAACAAAUGGCGAUAAUGAGUUUUUUAACUGGACUCCCAUCUGGGUUUGAGACUGCUAAAUCACAGAUUCUCUCCAGUUCUGAGAACACUUCUCUCAAUGAUGUUUUCAGUCGGGUGUUGCGCACAGAGAGUACUCCAGCCUAUCAACAGACAAAUGUGCUUGUUGGAAAAAGAGGAGGAGGAAGAAAUAAUGCAGGGAGAUGGAACAACAACAAUGAUGCUGGAAAAUGGAACAAUAACAAAGAUGGAGAAAAAUGGAAUCAUAACAAUGAUGCAGCGAAAUGGAACCAUAACAAUGAUGCAGGAAUAUGGAACAAUAACAACAAUGCUGGGGUAUGGAACAAUAACAAAGAAGGAAACAAUGAAGCUGGGAGAUGGAAUAAUGACAAUACUUGUCGCUAUUGUAAGGAACCCGGGCACAUAAGGCGAAACUGUAAGAAAUUACAGAAUCGCAACCAACAGACACAGACUACCGCUGCUGCCAUUUCGAGUUCACCCUCAACUGUUACAAUCUCCGCUGAUGAGUAUGCUAGACUUACAAAGUAUCAAGAAUCAAUGCCAGCUCCUGCCCUUACUAAGUCAGGAUCUUAUGACGAAGCAAAUUAUUGGUAAAGGACAUGUAUUGGAUGGUCUAUACAUUCUUGAUGAAUGGGCGCCUCCACCAAUUGCUUGCUCUAGUAUCGUCUCGUCAUUUGAAGCACAUUAUCGUUUGGGACAUCCUUCUCUUCCAGUUUUGAAGAAAUUAUGUCCUUAAUUUCAAAAUGUACCUUCAAUAGACUGUGAGUCUUGACAUUUUUCAAAACACCAUAGAAGCUCGUUAAGUCCCAGAAAUAAUAAGCGGGCUGAUUUUGCUUUCGAAUUAGUUCAUUCAAAUGUUUGGGGACCAUGCCCUGUUGUGUCUAAAGUUGGGUUUAGAUAUUUUGUUACUAUUGUGGAUGAUUUUUCUUGAAUGACAUGGAUUUACUUUAUGAAAAAUCGUUUUGAAGUG
Solanum tuberosum (potato) is the source of this 2155-nucleotide messenger RNA. RefSeq lists its product as uncharacterized. The record is from RefSeq and is a predicted model, not a curated record. Gene Ontology annotation, molecular function: nucleic acid binding; zinc ion binding. NCBI's taxonomy places the organism in Eukaryota, Viridiplantae, Streptophyta, Magnoliopsida, Solanales, Solanaceae. The transcript is spliced from 2 exons. The coding region runs from base 694 to 1779 and encodes 361 amino acids.